Truncatella angustata is the source of this 1089-nucleotide messenger RNA. RefSeq lists its product as uncharacterized. The record is from RefSeq and is a predicted model, not a curated record. Bases 1 to 1089 code for a protein of 362 amino acids. Lineage: Eukaryota; Fungi; Ascomycota; Sordariomycetes; Amphisphaeriales; Sporocadaceae. The transcript is spliced from 4 exons.
AUGAAUUCGGGGAUCCAAUUGGCCUGUGCCAUGUGGGUGCUGACUGCCCUCUCGCUCGCCCUGGUCGUCCUGAGGUUGUACACACGCAUAAAAAUCGUGAGAUUCGUCGGCAUCGAGGAUCACUUGUAUGCAUGGACAGGUUUUCUAUUCCUGUGCUUCACCAUUUUCAUCCAGGUCGCAGUUCACUACGGGCUGGGCCAAAGCUUUUGGAAGCUGGGCAUCGCCAGCUCGUCGGAUGCCAUCUUUUGGACAUAUGUCGCGAACAGCUUCGCUAUCACUGGCAAUGCCCUAGCCAAGCUGUCCAUGGGGUUGUUUCUAUUGCGCGUUGUGCAGGCGAGGUGGCAGAAGAUAAUGCUAUGGAUGGUCGUCUUCAUCAUCGCUGCGACCAGCGCGGCGCUCACCAUCAUGCUUUGGAACCAGACCACUCCGAUCAAAACUAGCUGGGAUCCAUUAAGGACGCCAGGGAAAUGGAAUAUCCAGAUCCAGCCCAUGAGUGUCGGUCUUGGAGUGUGGUCGAGCAUAUGCGAUUUCUUCUUUGCAAUAUUUCCUUGGUUGUUUAUUUGGUCUCUCCGAAUGCCGCGGAAAGACAAGAUCAUGUUAGCGACUGGCAUGAGUUUGGGCGUUGUUGCCGGAGCAUGCGGUAUAGUGAGAACAGUAGUUCUGGCUCGACUGGACGUGUACAACUACACACUGAAUUUCGUACCAUACUUUGCUUGGGCUGGCGCCGAGAUCGCCGUUGCGUUGGUGUGUACCGGCAUCCCAACUCUGCGCCCGUUGUAUCUGAAAUCACGCGGCAUCUCCAGUGCCUACGGACGGCAAGAUGAGAAGAACACAAACGAGUUGCCUCGAUUCACCAUGUGCGACUCCAAGAUCGACCGGCCACCAGUCACCUGUGCUCCUAACGUGUCGCCUAUCCAAUCACGAACAGACCCAGGGCCCACGAAGCCGGCAAGCGUCUAUACAAGAAUCUCGAGUCGGGAUAGUAAAGAACAUAUGAUGGAUGCUGAGCAAGGUGAUAUUGGUCUUAUUUGGGUUAAGAACGAAGUCCAAGUUCAACGAGAGCGUACGAACUGGCCCUUAAGAGAUUGA